CGGCUCUUCCGGCAACAAAGAGCCGGGGCAGAGGCCCGGGAUAAAUACUGCGCCCCGGCAGCCGCGCAGCAUUCCCGGAGUCCGACGCGACAGGAGACCCUCCCCAGCGCCUGCGCCUUCUGCGAGUGCAAGGACCCCCCGCGCCCACCCCAGUUCCCCACACUUGUCCCGGUCGCCGCCUGUGUUCCCCUAGCAUCUUUCCAGCGCCGCGCACCCCCGGGGCCAGCCAGGCCGGUCGGUCCCCGGCUAUCAAUCCGUCCUGUCCGUCGGUCGCGUCCGCGCUCAGUGCCAUGCCGUUCCUUGGGCAGGACUGGCGGUCCCCAGGCCAGAGCUGGGUGAAGACAGCCGAUGGCUGGAAGCGCUUCCUGGAUGAGAAAAGCGGCAGCUUCGUGAGCGACCUCAGCAGUUACUGCAGCAAGGAGGUGUACAAUAAGGAGAAUCUUUUCAACAGCCUGAACUACGAUGUCGCUGCCAAGAAGAGAAAGAAAGACAUACUGAACAGCAAAACCAAAACUCAGUAUUUCCAUCAAGAAAAAUGGAUCUAUGUUCACAAAGGAAGUACUAAAGAGCGCCAUGGAUACUGCACUUUGGGGGAAGCUUUCAACAGACUGGACUUCUCAACCGCCAUCCUGGAUUCCAGAAGAUUCAACUACGUAGUAAGGCUGUUGGAACUGAUAGCAAAGUCACAGCUUACAUCCCUGAGUGGCAUCGCCCAAAAGAACUUCAUGAACAUCUUGGAAAAAGUAGUGCUGAAAGUCCUUGAAGACCAGCAAAACAUAAGACUCAUAAGGGAACUUCUCCAGACCCUCUACACAUCCUUAUGCACACUGGUCCAGAGAGUUGGCAAGUCUGUGCUGGUGGGCAACAUUAACAUGUGGGUGUAUCGGAUGGAGACCAUUCUACACUGGCAGCAGCAGCUGAGCAGCAUCCAGAUCACCAGGCCUGCCUUCAAAGGCCUCACCUUCACCGACCUGCCAGUGUGCUUGCAACUGAACAUCAUGCAGAGGCUGAGCGAUGGGCGGGACCUGGUCAGCCUGGGCCAGGCAGCCCCAGACCUGCACGUGCUCAGUGAGGACCGGCUGCUGUGGAAGAGACUCUGCCAGUACCACUUUUCCGAGCGGCAGAUCCGCAAGCGAUUAAUUCUGUCCGACAAAGGACAGCUGGAUUGGAAGAAGAUGUAUUUCAAGCUGAUACGAUGUUACCCCAGGCGAGAGCAGUAUGGAGACACCCUGCAGCUUUGCAAACACUGCCACAUUCUCUCCUGGAAGGGCACUAACCAUCCGUGCACAGCCAACAAUCCAGAGAGCUGCUCCAUCUCGCUUUCCCCCCAAGACUUCAUCAACCUGUUCAAGUUCUGAAUCCCAGCCCAUGACAGCACGUCACAAGGCCCUGCUGAUCAGAUGGCUGCAAGUUCGGAUAACUUGGUCUGUAAAUAGUGUACAAUUUAAGCAUUGGCUUGAAACUUCUGAGCGAAGUCACUGAGAAGAGACUGCAGUUGCCAAUGAGAAUUUACAAAUGUGAACUGGUACGGAAAAGCAGAGAUACUGUAAAUAAGACUUUUUUUUUCUCCCCUAACAAUUUGCCAGCAAGACUAUAAAGGCAAGAACUCUAUGUCUGCCAUGAAAAUGGAGUCCUCUUGAUGUUCAUGGAAACUUCCUACUUCCCUAGGAAGAAAAAUGCAAAACUCAAAUACAAGAUAGAACGCCCUGUUUACAAUGUGAUAAUGUUGUUAAGACAUAAGGAAGGAGGAAGAAAAGAAUGCUACAGUUGAGAAGUCCUUGGGCUUUGGGUUUGGAUCUGGGUUUGUUUUGAACAGGCAAAGAAGUCCACCCAUCUGAAUCCUGCAUGGGGCAUAAGGCCUUAUCCUACGAAGAUGCCACACAAUGGUCUACCUCUAAAAGCAUAGAGUGCUCUCUGGCAGCAUACAUUAUCUAGCAGGCAAUGUCUGUGUUUCAUGUAAGUUCUUUCAUCUGUAAAGUGAUCUAAGAUGGGAACGAAUUAGGGAAAAAAAAAACCCUCUUCUUGGUUCUGAUUUCCUUUUCCCUCUCCUCUCCAGUAUCUAUGCCUUCUUUCCCUUCCAUGUUAUAGUUCAUGCAGGGAACCAGAAGGCCAGCUUAAGAACAGCUCCAGCAGAAGUCAUGGAGAGCUAGAAUUAGACACCUGUAGAUGUGAAGGCUUGGCACUUCUGAUUGAACUCUACCCUCUUCUAAUUAACUUCUGGGCUUAUCUGGACUUCCUCGGGUAUCUUCAUGGAUUAGUGAAUGUCUGUGAACAUAGUAGUGGCGCCCAAGACCUGAGGCUUGAGAGACACACACUUUUCACACCAGCCAAUUAAACAUUCUGAUAGCUGCUGUUUCCCCUUGGCAGGGUCAUGAGCCAAGGCUCUUUCUGUUCUUUAGGUCCACCAUCAAACUUGAGUCAUCCUGAACUGGGACUUUUCACAAGCAUGGUUUAAAAGGAAGCCUGGAGUUCCAGCCAGAUAGAGAGAUGAGUUCAUCUUAAACUUGUUUCAGGACUGAGUUAAAAGAAAGAGUUAAAAGACAAAGGAUCUCUGGGGGUCUUGCAAAGCAGAGAUAUGAACACUGUGGAAGAAAGCAAAUCUCAGGACUUCAGGAGUUAAUUCCUGGAGUGGGAAAAAUGUUGUUUUUUACCUUUUAUAGAUUGUUGUUUUUCUACAAUGUACAUACAUUUGCAGUUGUAUUUGCUUUUUUUUUUUUUACUCUCCAAAUAAAACUGCCACUAUGCAUGUCCUUGGCAAAGAAGCAGAAAUAGGACUUUGUCCCGUAUAAAUAUUAAGGAAGGUAUUGUGUAACCUGAAGCAUUGAUGCUUGGGGUGGUCCUUGGAGGAGAGGAAAGAUGGCCGAGAGAGCAUAUGCAGGAACAAGGGGCAGGCGAUGCCUCUUCCUUCAGUGACACUCGGUACUGUGCAGGCAGAUGGCGUCUGCAAGGCUCCCUGAUUGGCAGUCUCUGCACUUAACACCGGAAGUUUUCCAUACUUCCUUCUUCCUUGAGGGGCAAAUUAAGUUGAAUUUAGAGGCUCGGAAUGCAAAAAGGGAGAUGUAAAGGAACAAGAGUUGAUGUAUAAAGUUGAAUUUUAGAGAGUUCAAACCUGUAAGGGUUUUCUAUUUGUUCUAUUUGGUUUCUUUCUUUCUUUCUUUUUUUUUUCAACUCUUCUCCCCAGAAUGAUUUUUACAUUAAGAAUGUAGGGGCUUGGACUAUGAAGGAAAAGAAAGAAAAAAAGAAAGGAAGGAAGAGACAGAUAGACAGAUACUUUUUCCAAAAUUGUCAGACUCUCUCCACUAUCUCGCCUUCUGUAACGAUGUGGGGUGGAGCUGGGUCUGCCAUUGCUAUGAAAAGCCCUGGAAACAGUGAUUCUGAGAGACACUGCUAGGAUUAGGGGCUCAUGGCCUUUCACAUGUUCUCAUCAGCCUGUCACCACUGCUCUGCCAUGUUGUUUGGAGAUGGAAGGUUGUUGGGAACUUGGAGUUCACAGUCCCAGCAACUUUGCCUGCUUUGGACUGCCAGCAGAAAACCGAUGAGCCGGUCUCGUGGAGCGUGUCAGCAAGGCACAAAGGCGUAUAUCACACAUGCCCCAGGCAGCAACCUACCCAAGUGUAAGAUGACCCUGGCCCCUGGCAGUGAGGUCUGAGCUUUUCGGAAUGCUGACUAGGUGCCUGCAGAUUCUCCAUGAACCUUGGUCUCAUUGGUAUGUGACGCAACUGAGGAACUAAUUGAAGAAUGAAAAAAAGAACGUGGAUGGGUCUCUUUCACUGGGUAGUAGAAACUAGGAAGGAUGUGGCAGGUGGAGAGGGAGUGGGCCAGGAGUAGAAAUGAUGUGUCUUUGAUGGUCUGUGGGGGAGGAGUGACAGAGAGAGCAGAGCAGGCAAGAUGUCCAUAUUAGGCCAAGGCCAGAGCCUCUCAUACAAGUAACCGGAGUUCAAAACUUUUGCUCCUAGGACAUGAAUAGUCUAUAGAAUUCCUCUUGGCAAACCCACCCAGGACUCCCAGACCUCCAGCACAAAAACUAAAAAUCCCUGACGCAGAACUGCUGCUAUAAAAGCAAGAGGGGCGUGGCUAUAGAAAUUGCUAGAAGAACUUUUCCAACACAAAGGGAAAGAUACGUGUUUUCUCUCUACUCUACCUUCCUGUCCCUCCUUUGCAUGUUGUAAAGCAGGACUAGAUGUGCUCACUCUGAAUUCAUUCCGACAGCAGAGAGAAGGAAAAGCUUCUGCCCGAGCCAUUUGAGCUAACCCAGGGAAAUGGUGACUCAAAACAUGUGAGAGCAGUCAGCUGAGUCUCUGAAGAGGGAGAACCAUUCCAUAUAAAGUUUAGGAAUGCUCCUCUUAUUGUAAGAGCCAAAGAAAAAAAAAUAAACCCACUGACACUAGGACCGUGUCAUGACUCACCACUGCUGAUUGAGCAGGUGCAUCGGUGGAAUGGGAGGGGAGGGCAGCAGAAAGGAUCGGCAGUUACAAGGUGGAGUCCCCAGCCCAUCAGCUGGGAGAGGCUUUCCGGCUAGUGGUGAUCGAUUUCAGAUGAAAGUGGUUUGGACAAGAUUCUUCCCCUGCAGAAACUCUCAGCAGAAGAGCCAAUCUACUUUUGACUGUGAAGCCAGCUAGUGGGUGGCUCAUCCUUGUGGCCUCACAAACCCUUUCCCAUGAGGUGCUUGCUAUGGACAUAGACUCCUUAUUUUUAUUGUUUUACAUGGAAGAGAAAAGGCUGGGGACUUGAUUUGUCUAAGCAACUGGUAUGAUUCCCAGAGAGAUGAUAAAUCAUCACAGGAGGUGUUUAGCAGUAUAUGGUUCUCGGCAUUCAAAACAAUGUUUAUUAUAAAACAUGCACCUGGGUUUAUGUUUUUCUGCCUGGCUGUAGGGCAAUAACAUCUUGCUAUGCAAACACUCUAAGUUUUAUGUGUGAAUUUUUGACUGUAAUUUUAUGUGUGCAUUUUUUAACUAAACUAUCAUUUUCUAUGCUGACAUCUGUUGUUGUUUUUAAUCUGUUUCCAACUAUCUGAGUCUGUGAAGCAUCUCUUCUGACUGGAUGCUGGCUUGAAACCCGUCAGUGCUUAAACAGACUCAAACACCCUGAACCUCUGGGCAGACACAGGGAUCUUACUUUGAUAUAUCAUGGGCCAUCUAUGGCUUCAACAAACAAGGUAGUAAUUCUAAAUUCUAAAUUCUGUGUUUUCCUUCUCUGCUUUGCUGAAACAGAAAACAACACCACCACCUUUGGUUUUCUAGAUGAAGGAAAUUCCCACCCCAGACUUUAGACCAAGAAGGGUUGUUAAGAGAGGAUGCAUUCUGGCAUUUCUGCCUUUCAAGAUGCGGAAGCUUUUCCAGAACUGGCAGGGUGGGGAGCCUUCCUCUACACUCUCUGGGAAGUCAGCAACAGAGCUGAACAGAAACCUGGAGCUUCCUGAUGCUAGAGCUCCGAGUCCACCUCCCAGCCAAGCACCUUGUGGACAUCUGUAGAUUCACGACACUGAGUGUGACUCUUCCAAAGGUCCUCACUGUGGGAGGCAGGGGAGACCAUCCCAUGAUGGGCAUCUGCCACAAAGUUUUCCAAACCUUUCAAGCCUGAUGCUUUACCAGAGAAGUUAGGGGGUCCCUUUUCAUUUUCACACCCUUCCACUCUGUUGUGACUAUAGCAUUCUACUGAGCACAGCCUGUUUACUAGGAAGUAACCAGCAUGCCAGGUACGUGGUGCACACCUGUAAUCUUUGCAGAGGCAAGAGAACUAGACUCCUAGCCUGGGCUACACAGCAAGGCCUUGUUUCAAAAACAGCAGGAAGCAAACACCAUGUUUUGACAAAUUCGACUUUCCCUGGGGUUUUACAUAAUGACCCUUUAAGAACAGACACAGGAUCCUGGGAGAUGGCUAGUUAAUACAGUGCCUGCUAUGUAAGCAUGGGGACCUGGAAAAAGCCAUCUUUAGUGCAUGGGGAGUUCACAGGUCAGCCAGUCUUAAGAAACAAGUGAUAUCCAGGCUCAGUGAGAGACCCUGCCUCAAAAGUAAAAGUGGACAGAGAUCCAGGAAGAUGCUCAAUGUCUGCCCUGGCCUCCAAAUGCAUGUGCAUGUGCACACAUCCCCAGGCAUACUAGCAGGCACACGUACACAUGCACACACAUGCACAUAGACACAAAAGAAUAGAUAAAUGUUGACCUAGCUCCUGCUGGUACCCAAGCAUGUCUUCUCCCCUGAAACAGAAAAGUACAUUUAAGGCAUCUAUCCUCCCUGCUCCUUUUACCGGUGAGCCCCACUACAAGAUCCAGUGAGGUUCUGUCUGGUGGGAGUUUGCUCUGAUCAACCUUGUUUGCAAUUAGCAGAAUUUAUCUCAGGAGGCAAGGGAUGGUGACAGCCAUGACGUUUGUCUGGUGUGCCUUUUUCAAAGUAUCCUUGACUUCAGCAAGCAAAGCUUCUUGAGGAAGCUCUCUGAACUCAGUCCCUCCCCAUUUGGCUGGAAAUGGAUGGCUACAUCCAAACUCCAAGUUUCUGGAUGCUCCAUAUGCUUCAGCAUUACUGAACAUGACUCUGUCUUUGAGUAUAGAUACAUUUUUUAACUAUGCACAAGGCUGUUUAACAGAUGACUCCAAGCCUUGCUCCAUACUUGGGAGCCUUUGGUGCCAUCUUUAUACUACCAAAUGCCAGUCACCCCAGCUAAAGAGAGUGUCUGUUAUAGUCCAUGUCUAAGCUUAGAAGCUUUAAGUGUACUUUUUAAAGAAAACUAUUAGGGUGGGUGGAAUGUUUUAACUAAAUGUAUAAGGUUAGACAGAUUACAUGCAAAGAUGAUUGUUUAAUAUUGAAUAAUCUGAGUCCUAUAUAACUUAUUUGCACACCUUUCUUGCAUGAUGAACUGACUUUUUUUAUAGUUGUUUGUACCAGACAGUGGCAUAUUUUUGUAAACAUUUUUUUGACACAGAAUUGCAAUAAAUGUUUUUCCAACAA
This is a messenger RNA of Onychomys torridus (southern grasshopper mouse), 6945 nucleotides long. It is a transcript of the gene Fbxo32, whose product is annotated as F-box protein 32. NCBI's taxonomy places the organism in Eukaryota, Metazoa, Chordata, Mammalia, Rodentia, Cricetidae. Gene Ontology annotation, biological process: protein ubiquitination. The transcript is spliced from 9 exons. The record is from RefSeq and is a predicted model, not a curated record. Gene Ontology annotation, cellular component: SCF ubiquitin ligase complex; nucleus; cytoplasm. Gene Ontology annotation, molecular function: protein binding. The coding region runs from base 291 to 1358 and encodes 355 amino acids.